This is a messenger RNA of Stegodyphus dumicola, 1991 nucleotides long. RefSeq names its product cyclin Y (gene CycY). Lineage: Eukaryota; Metazoa; Arthropoda; Arachnida; Araneae; Eresidae. Gene Ontology annotation, molecular function: protein kinase binding. Gene Ontology annotation, biological process: regulation of cyclin-dependent protein serine/threonine kinase activity. The record is from RefSeq and is a predicted model, not a curated record.
AUGGGGAAGGAUCACCUCCUGGCAAUGGUGUCUCAGAACCUCGAACUACAAAACAGAACAGAACCUCGAACUGUCAAAAAUGUGGAGCUCUGUUUGCCCAUUCAGCAUAAUGCCUCCCUGGAUUUCCGGGAAAGGAGGAGAAGCCACAGUAAUCUUCUUGAAGGGAGACCUCUAAAGAAAUCUAGCUCAUGUUCCACUAUAUAUUUAGAUGAUAGUACAGUGAGUCAACCUAACUUGAAAAACACUAUUAAAUGUGUUACAUUAGCAAUAUAUUAUCAUAUUCGGAACCGGACUUCCAAUCGAACUUUAGAUAUAUUUGAUGAGAAGCUUCACCCAUUAUCCAAAGACAAAGUUCUCGAAGAUUAUGAUCAGAAAGAUCCAGACCAUCGCAGUAUAUAUAGGUUUGUGCGUACAUUAUUUAAUGCUGCCCAAUUAACCGCUGAAUGUGCCAUAAUUACACUUGUUUAUUUAGAAAGGCUUCUAACAUAUGCUGAAAUUGAUAUAGUACCUUGUACUUGGAAAAGAAUUGUUCUAGGUGCCAUUCUUUUAGCUUCUAAAGUGUGGGAUGAUCAAGCUGUAUGGAAUGUAGAUUACUGCCAGAUUCUAAAAGAUAUUUCUGUAGAAGAUAUGAAUGAAUUAGAGAGACAAUUUUUGGAGAUGUUACAGUUUAAUAUUAAUGUUCCUGCAAGUGUUUAUGCAAAGUACUACUUUGAUUUAAGAAGUUUAGCUGAUCAAAAUGACUUAACUUUUCCAACUGAACCUCUAAGCAAAGAGCGAGCCCAGAAGCUUGAAGCUAUGUCACUGGCACUGUGUAGUACACUGGUAGACUUGCAUCGAAAUGGAAUGCGGAAAUGGUCUAGCUUGGACAAUUUGACUGUUCUGCGUAAAAGUGCUGCCAUUUUAUCUUGACACCAGUUGGAAAAAUCUUACUGUGUUUUAGCUCAGGUGCUUGCCAAAAUGUUUGGAGAGAUAUAUCUGGCUGUGAUCAUUUUUUUUUUUCCACAUCCAUAGCACAUCAAGAACUCUUCAUGCUUGAGGAGUUUCCCUGAAACCAUCCAUGAUGUCAGUUUUGUCCUAAACUUUUGUGCACCUUUUUUUUUUUUUUUUUUUUUUUUUUUUUUUUUAUACAGAUGUAAAGUUUCUCAAUAGUGUUAGUCUUGCAGCUUCAUUUAAAUAACUCAUUUGUAACUAACUUUUAUAUAACCUCUUUUAAAAUUGCUAGUUAUUAUUUCCAUAUGUGUAUUGAUAUGUAUCUGUGAGUGAAUGUGUGCAAUGAAUGAUAACAUCUAAUAAGAGUAUUAUUUUUCAUCUUCAAAUAUGUGUUUUGAGUGAUUAAUGAGUAUUGGAAUUAACAUGUAAAGUUAAUUUGAGUCAAGGCUUAUCAGUGUUGAGUUAAACCAUGUCGCAUUAUGGUCAUUUUCUUCCUAAAUGAAUAACCUGUUUAAGGAAAUAUAUGUUUUUAAUUGAAACAGACAGUUCUUUGAAAAUUGAUGCCUCUUCAGAAUAAAAGGUCUAUUUCUUAUUCUGUAUGGAAAAUUAAAAGAUUUUACCAAACUUUUAUACAGAAUACUUCCAAAAAAUAAAAAUACCUAAUUAAACAAACCAUAAUUUUUAAUGUAACCAUGCGAAUUUUAUAUUUUUAGUAACUACAUUAUAUUUAUCACAUUAUUUGCAUAAAAAAGAAAUUAAUGUAAUAAAAUUUAUAUACUUUAAUAAAUCUUUAGAGCAUUUAAAAGUGCUAUUUCUAUUUCUAAAAUAUGAUUGUGGUUUUAAACAUAAAAAAGAAUUGAUGAAUGAAUUGGUAAAAAUUUGGACAUUGACUGUGAAUUUUCUUCCAGCCUAGAUUUAAGUAUCAUGUAUUACAAUAUUGAGUGCAAAAUAUUUUCAGGUAUCUUUUUAAUCUUUGAAUGUCCACAAUGAAUUUUAUAAUUUAGAGCUGUGUGUCUUCUUAUCUAUUAAAAUUAUUUGAGUUUGUAAUGUAUCAUCAUUAA